This is a messenger RNA of Taeniopygia guttata (zebra finch), 2991 nucleotides long. It is a transcript of the gene AGRP, whose product is annotated as agouti related neuropeptide. NCBI's taxonomy places the organism in Eukaryota, Metazoa, Chordata, Aves, Passeriformes, Estrildidae. Gene Ontology annotation, cellular component: extracellular region. Gene Ontology annotation, molecular function: neuropeptide hormone activity; type 1 melanocortin receptor binding. Gene Ontology annotation, biological process: neuropeptide signaling pathway; adult feeding behavior; positive regulation of feeding behavior. The record is from RefSeq and is a predicted model, not a curated record.
CUCGUUACCGCCCGUUUGGGGUAGCGGGGACUCGGUUGGCCUUAGCGGUAACGGGGGCUGGUGAUGAGCUAAAUGAGCCGCCCGCCUGCCUUGAUGCUUCCAGGAGGAGAGGGAGAGCCCCCAGCCCGGGCCUGUCUCCGGAGGGUCCCGCCGUUGGGGGCUUCUGCUCGGCAUCGCUGCUGUGCCACUAACCCACUCCAUCACCCGCUCCCAGCCUCUCUGGAGCCUGAACCACUGAGCCGGGACGCAGCCCUGGCCCCCCUUUCCCCCUCGCUUUAAGCCCGUCUUUUCCUGGAAGCGGCCCGGCGAGCGGCCGGCCGCCUCAUUUAGCUCGUUACUGGCGAUGGGGAUGCGCACAAAGCAGAUGUUGCUGCUGCAGAUUAAAAAGCUCUCAGGGCGGCCGCCCUCGUUCCCGUUAAUGCUUUCCCAGAAGUCCUGGCCCGCGGCCCCGCCGGCUGCGAACGGGCGCUAAUGAGCUGUGCUGGGGCUCCGUGCGGGGGCUGCGGGCAGCGGGGACCCGCGGCUGGGGCUGCGUGGGACACUGGCACCCACCCGGGCCUCGGCGAUGGAAAGGGCUGCCGAGCCUGCCUCUCACCCCGGAUGAGGCUGUCCGGGCAUGUGGGGGGUGCAGGAGGCACCCAGGUGCUGUGGCAGGGGAUGCUGAGCGGGUGUUGUGCACUGGGGGACCCAGGUGGGUGCCGAGUGUUUCCAGCAGCCACGAGCAGCUGGAGAAAAUGACACACGGCAGAUGAACUCCUCACUGGUGCCUGCUCAGCCUGUCCCUUCAAUGCAGCAGGAAUCAGGUCGUGCCAGGACAGGGGAUGUAAGAGCAGAGGGAGCGUGCCAAGAGCCCCAGAGGUGGUGCUGCAGCCAGGAGCAGUGUCUCACGCUCUGCUGAGGAUGUAGUGGGAGGCCUGAGGGGUCCUCCCAGUCUAGGAAGAACCUGGUGAGGGCAGAGAAGAACCUGGGCUGUCAGCCUUCCCUGCUGGGAAUGUCAGAGCCUGCUGAACCCUUCCUGUUAUGUCUUAUUCCCCCAAUUCCUCGUAGGGCUGAAGCCACUCAAGGCCACAAGUGCUCCCCAAAGGAGCCUGGCUCUGGGGGGAUGCAGGUUUUCCAAAUAAGACAUGAGUAAGAGAUGCAGUUAGCACAGGUAGAAGGCUGGAGAAUCUGCAGAUGGUAUGUGGUCAGGAGCUGGAGGACUUCUGGAGGCUCUGCACUAUCAGUGGAUGCUUGACAGAAGAUACAGAUAGGCAACAUUCCCUCUGAAAAGCAGUCAAGCUUGGCAUGGUUUUGGUGAGGAGAUUGUAGCCCCGUUAUUUCUGUAUUUGGGAACUAGGAGAUGUACUCAGGUUUGGUGCUGGAAAGGGAAGUGGGCCGCAAGGACAGUGGGGAUCACUUCCAAAAACCCUGGGAGUUUGGAGCUAACAGGGAUCUGUUCCUUCCCGCAGCUGUGGAAGUCACAAAGCAGGAGUCCCCCCCUCCCAUGCAUCACCCCACUGGCUGCCUCUCUAUCCAGACAAAGCCCGUUUUCCAGAGACUCCCACCUACCUGGUAGUUAGCAAAGUCAUGUGGCUACAGCACUUAAUUAAUGAAAAGCUGAUAUAAAUCCCAGUAAACAUGUGGGGAGGAGGACACUGAGGCAGCGAGCGGUAGCGGAGCUUCCAGCGAGCUCAGCGGAGCAGCGGACAGCAAUUCCCCUCUGCUGGGAGAGGUCAGUGCUCACCACGGGAAGGGGCUCGGGAGCAUGCGGGAUGUGAUGCCCACGGCUGUGGGGCUCCCCACAGUGCAGAGGGAUCUCUCCCAGCAAAGAGCUGGGUGGUUUUGUGGGAUGGGGAGAUGAGGAGUGGCCAGCACUGGGCUGUUGGAGCCAGGUUUGGAACCUCAAGGCUGCCCAAGCAGCAGGCACAGGGUUUCCAAGGAUUUGGCUGACAUUUGGUGGAUACCACCUCCUGGCCCCUUUCCUUUCGCUCCCUAAGAAGUCACCUACUUUUUAGAGCCUUCAGGCCCCAAAGCCCACAGCCUGGCCCUGCAGCUUCUCCUGUCCCCCAGCUGUGUGUGCUGUGGUCCAUAUCUCUGCCCAGCACUCAGAUUCUAGUGGCACUUCCAGGCUCAGAGCCUGGCAGGAGCUGUGUCAGAUGUUUUGACCACACACUGUGCACCUCAAUGGUCUGGUGGUUGCUGUGUGUGGAGCAGAAGAACCUGAACUGACGCAAAACGGAUCAAAUCUCUGUCCAUUCUCUGCUGGACACCCCUUUCUGUGGGGAGAUCAUGAAUGUGCUCACAUGUGCAGUGCCCCACAGCACAUGACAGCCUUGGGGGCUCCUGCUCCCAGGUGUCUGUGGGCCCAAAAAAAGUCUCUCAAAUCCAAGGGAAGAAACAGGUGGGAGUGGUGGCUGUGCUGGCAGAGGCUGGCCCUCGCUGACACGGCGGGGGAGGAUGGCAGUGGAUGGGACAGGCCAGGUGCCAGCAGGUGGGCUGAUGCCGGCCAGGUCCCUCUGCAGAGUUCCCCCAGGACCAUGCUGAACGUGCUGCUGCUGUGCUGUGGGCUGCUGCAGGGCAUCCAGGCUGCCCUGGACCUCAGGACUGCUGACCUGAGCUGUGGCCAGCUGCAGAAGGCGAGCGGCGGGCUGGAGCGGGUGGACAGAGCCCGGCAGGCCAGCCUGCAGCGGAAAGGCAAGGAGGCGGCUGCGGAGCCGGCAGGAGCUCUCCCAAGGCUGGGCUUUGAGCAGAUGGCCCUGGGGGUCCAAGAAGCUGAUGGUGACCUCGUGCAGAGAGGCAGCCUGCUGGAACCACAGGCAUCAUCCACAGAACUGCAAGCCGAGGGCCGUGAGGAGCGCUCCCCGCGCCGCUGCGUGCGUCUCCUGGAGUCCUGCCUCGGCCACCAGAUCCCCUGCUGCGACCCCUGUGCCACCUGCUACUGCCGCUUCUUCAACGCCUUUUGCUACUGCAGGAAAAUCAGCACCACCUUCCCCUGCGGCAAGAACUAGCGCC